Protopterus annectens (West African lungfish) is the source of this 2763-nucleotide messenger RNA. It is a transcript of the gene PLS1, whose product is annotated as plastin 1. Gene Ontology annotation, biological process: actin filament bundle assembly; actin filament network formation. The coding region runs from base 218 to 2128 and encodes 636 amino acids. Gene Ontology annotation, cellular component: actin filament; cytoplasm; actin filament bundle. Lineage: Eukaryota; Metazoa; Chordata; Ceratodontiformes; Protopteridae. The transcript is spliced from 17 exons. Gene Ontology annotation, molecular function: actin filament binding; calcium ion binding. The record is from RefSeq and is a predicted model, not a curated record.
CUUUCUCUUGUGGGAGCUGAAGCAGCUGUAAUACAUGGGGUGAUUUUUUUUUCAAACUGUCCUGAAGAUUGAGUGUUUUUUUUCAGUGGGCUGUUAAGCAAGGAUGAAAUCCAAUAAUUCAGACUGGUCUGGGAAGAAAUAGCUUGGUUUGUGUUGUUUGCUAUUUUGGAACAAAAGGCAGAGAGAAACCUAAGGGAAAUCAGCUGUAAACUUCAACAUGAUGGCAACAAAAACAACAACCAUCUCUCGAGAAGAGUUGGAGGAACUGAAAGAAGCUUUUGGCAAAAUAGAUAUUGACAACAGUGGCUUUGUCAGUGACUAUGAACUCCAAGAUCUCUUCAAAGAGGCAAACCUUCCCCUGCCUGGCUACAGAGUACGAGAAAUCGUAGAAAGAAUUAUUGUGGCAGCAGACAGCAACAAAGAUGGCAAGAUCAGUUUUGAAGAGUUUGUAUCGGUCAUCCAGGAACUGAAAAGCAAUGACAUUAGCAAAAUGUUCCGAAAGGCGAUCAAUAAGAGAAUGGGAAUCACUGCGAUUGGCGGGACAUCAGAGAUUUCCAGUGAAGGAACCCAGCACUCCUACUCAGAUGAAGAAAAGGUUGCUUUUGUGAACUGGAUAAAUAAAUCACUGGAAAAUGACCCUGACUGUAAGCAUGUUAUCCCUAUGAACCCUGAGGAUGACUCUCUUUUUAAAGCUGUUCGAGAUGGUAUCCUUCUUUGCAAAAUGAUCAACUUGUCUGAACCAGAUACAAUUGAUGAAAGAGUUAUUAACAAGAAACUUACUCCUUUUACAAUUUCUGAAAAUCUAAGCCUAGCUUUAAACUCUGCAUCAGCGAUUGGCUGCACAGUCAUUAAUAUUGGUGCCCAAGAUCUUAAAGAAGGAAGGCCGCAUUUGGUUCUGGGGUUGCUUUGGCAGAUCAUCAAGGUUGGCUUGUUUUCUGAAAUUGAGAUCUCUAGAAAUGAAGCUCUGAUAGCUCUUCUUGGUGAAGGAGAAGAUCUGGAACAGUUGCUGAAGUUGUCUCCAGAAGAGCUCCUGCUACGCUGGGUUAAUUAUCAUUUAAAUAACGCUGGAUGGGAGACAAUCACUAAUUUCAGUAAUGAUGUCAAGGAUUCUAGAGCCUAUUUUCAUCUUUUGAAGCAGAUUGCGCCUAAAGGCGAUGGUGAAGAAAUGCGGAUUGAUAUUGACUUUUCAGGAUUUAAUGAGAGAGAUGAUCACAGGCGAGCAGAGUACAUGCUUCAGGAAGCUGACAAGUUAGGUUGCCGGCAGUUUGUUUCACCAUCAGAUGUCGUUAAUGGCCAUCCGAAGCUGAACAUGGCCUUUGUCGCCAAUUUAUUUAAUAAGUACCCAGCACUUCACAAACCAGCAGGGGACUAUGACCUUGCAUUGCUUGAAGACCUGACCCCUGCUAAUGUAGGGGAAAGCAGAGAAGAGCGGACAUUCCGUAACUGGAUGAACUCCUUGGGAGUGGCUCCUUACGUCAAUCAUUUGUACAGUGACCUUACAGAUGCCUUAGUAAUAUUUCAGUUAUAUGAUCAAGUUCGAGUUCCUGUGGAAUGGCCUCGUGUUAACAGACCUCCUUACCCUGCUCUUGGUGGGAACAUGAAAAAGAUAGAGAAUUGCAACUAUGCUGUUGAAUUGGGAAAGACAAAAGCCAAAUUCUCCCUUGUUGGAAUUGCAGGACAGGAUCUGAACAAUGGUAUUCGCACACUUACUUUAGCUUUGGUAUGGCAGCUCAUGAGAAGGUACACACUGAACGUGCUUUCAGAUCUUGGGGCCGGAGAGAAGGCAAAUGAUGAUGUUAUUAUUUCUUGGGUAAACCAGACCCUUGCAGAAGCAAACAAGAGUGUCUCUAUCACUAGCUUUAAGGAUAGGUCGAUUAGUACUAGUUUGCCUGUCCUAGACUUGAUAGAUGCCAUUGCCCCUAAUGCAAUUAAAUCAGAAUUGGUCAAGAGAGGAGACCUUACAGAUGCAGAUAAACUGAACAAUGCAAAGUAUGCUAUUUCAGUUGCCCGAAAGAUUGGUGCCAGAGUGUAUGCUUUAGCAGAUGACCUGGUUGAAGUUAAUCCAAAGAUGGUGAUGACAGUGUUUGCAUGCUUGAUGGGCAGGUGGAUGAACAAAAGAAAACAAUAAGCAGGAAUGGCACUUUCUUUUAAACUGUCUUAUUGUAUAAGUUUAAUGGAUGGCGAACCCAUGGAUGGCAUCUGUAAAUUAUAGUGUCUUGUCUGUGGAUAGGUUCAUAGAUUAGUACUAAGCUAACUGCCCUUGCGAGCCAUUUUAAGCCUAGACAAUUAUCCCUUGUGAGAUUCAAACCCAGCACCUUGUGUUUGUAAGGCAAACACCUUAACCAUUAGGCCACCCUCCCAACAUUCAUUUAUUUUUUUUACGUCAUUAUUUAAAUUAGCUGAAGGUUAAUUCCUUCAGUUGACCCUGAAUUAUUUAUACAUUGCACUUGUUUAUAAAAUAUUUUUGUUGGUGUUUAAUGCUAAUGUGACAACUUUUCAUUGCAAUAUCCUGAGACUUUUUAAAUCAAAUGCUUGCCAAUGGUGUCCUACGUUUUGAGAUAAAAAGUGGAAUUCAGCAUUUGCAUUAAAAAUAAUAAUGUAUAUUAUGCUUUAUGGAAGACAGUAGUGGAAUAUUACGGUUUUCUGAUCGUCCUCUGGUUGUGAAUUAUGAAGAGAUUUACUUGAAACCGCACUUGGUACGUGAAUGCAGUAUACAAACUGCCUAAUUGCUGUAUGUAAAGAACCAAUAAAUCAAUAAAACAA